AUGACCUUGUCUUUGCCUUUCUCAAGCCAUAAAGAGAUGGCUCAUAAAGUGCCGUUUAUUUAUGACUCAGACCUAGAGGAACAAGCGGAUGAUGCGAGUAAGGACGUAUCGGUUACAUAUACAAUUUCGGAGAGCAGUGAAGACAACAUCAUUAUCAGCACCUUUCGGGACUCACGCUCUCAAUGGAUAGACGAUCCAAUCAUUAGUCAAUGGCGAGAACCUAGUCAUAAAAUCUAUAGUGUCUUGUCUGAGGUCAACAAUUUGUACAAAUCAUGGAAAUCCAGACUGCCCCGACCUUUCAGUCCCUCAACUGACGCUUUGUGGAUCUCAACUGCCCAAUUUGUUGCCGAAGCCGGACUUCCCUGGCAUAGCAAUCAGAUCAACAUGCCCGGAGAGAUUGACACAAGCUGGCCAUUCCAUUUCAAAUCAUUCGAGACGGAUGUCAUUAAGGCGAAAGGGGCUCGCGUUGGUGAUGCGAAUGCGACUGGCUACGUUUGCAACUUAGAUGAAGCGAACCUGUAUUGCAUCAGAGCCUUGCAGCAGGAGCUCAGAGAGAAAUGUUCCACACUCAGGCCAUUGUUACUAUAUGACCACUUCGAAGAGGGAAUAUUAAAGUCUGCGGAGACUAUAUUCGGACUGGAGUUUCACCGCGUCAGUCUCUCGAGAAGCAAGAAGGAAAUCUACGAAAUCUUGCUGAAGCUCACCCGGAAAGGACACCGCGCCGUCAUCUUCGCAGCGAUUCUAGCCAACAACCACGGGGAAUGCGAUGACUUAAACUUCAUUUGCGAAAUUUCGGAGAGCUUUCCUCUUAUCCUUCACAUAGACGCAUCUCGGAACUUCGAUUACAUCACGACUAUGUCCGACAGCGAGAGGAGACGACUCGGGAUCGAAAGACUCAAGCUGGGCGUCAAGCCUGUUGACCAACCACUUCGUUCACACGAUGGAUCAAUUGUUGUCAGCACAAUAAGUGCCGGUGGUGCAAAUCAUACAUCGCCAGCCCCCGUGGUUGCCUUGAAACCAGCCAGACUGGGAAGCACACAUGGACGAGUUGCCUACACACGAGCUUCCGACAGCACACUUGCCGGGUCCCGCGAUGCUCUGGCGCCGCUGAUGGUGGCGUUGCAGGAAAUUCGAUUUGGAGAGUUAGGGUUCCGUGAUAUUUACGAACAUUGUUCGAGCAUGCGCAACAUCUUAUUGUGUGCCCUUCAAAGUCAGGGUUUAGAAGCAGUGGCACCAGCCUAUUCUCUUGACAUCAUCGUUAAAGACUGUUCUAAUAAGGAAAUUGCCGUGCUAUCAGGCUUUGGAGGUGUUUCUACUGGGAACAGCGUGGUCCUCCUCACCAUCCAACCCAGUGUCACUGAGUUGAAUAUCGAAACUCUUAUUGCAAGUUUGUCUUCGGCAACGCAGUAUCAAAUUAGCGAAACGAAACCGAAAUUGAACCGAGAUUUCUCGAUGAUUUAUUCAAUUCCCCAAAGUUUGGUGUAUGAGUUGAAAAACACGGUGCAGUCCUGGAAAGUAGCCACCCGAUCAGCAGCAGGCUACCCUUUCCACAUGGGCUCAUACUCAGCGCUUGGCCCAGUUAUAGGCCGCUUUCUGGAACUGGAAAUGCCCAAUGACUGGAUCCAUUCAAAAGGACAUGAAAUACUUGCCACACGCAUGAAAAUGUUCGGUCUAGCGGAACCUCGACAGCGAGCAGACUUUACGGGGACUUUCACGAAUGGAUCCACAAUGGGAAACCGCGUGGGUAUCCAUACCGCCCUGUCGCAUUUUCCGGACGCACAUGUAUACUUCUCAGCCGAGUCACACUACAGUGUUGCCAAGACCUUGCGAGAUUGCGAUGCGUUGACGAACCGGUGGUCAGACCGCGGUCCGCGUUUCUCCCAGAUACCACAGAACGCAGAUGGAAGUAUGCUUGUCGAGGCACUUAUGCGGAAAGCAUUAAUCGACCGGGAACAAUGCUGGCAGCUUCGCGAGGAAUACCGCAUGAUCUUAUUCGCCAAUAUGGGAACCACCUUCGCUGGAGCCAGGGACAACCUUCGACGGAUUCGCCAGAGUCUUGCUGGAGUUGGGAUCGAAAUCUCAUAUAUUCACAUGGACGGAGCGCUGAACUUUGGAUUCAACAACUGUGGUAUCACUUUAGGUCCACCGGCAACGGAGGAUGCCAACGGCAUGCCUGCUGUUCAAGGUGUGACGCUAAGCCACCACAAGGCAAUGGGCAACAUGGUCUCCGGCGAAGUCAUCUGCUAUAGGCCUAGUAAUCACCUGGCCACACUAGGCUCCAGCGUCGACCCCCGAGCCAUUUUCGAGACUUGGCUGUACGGCCUGGUAUACAGCUCUCAUGAUAUGGCGGUAAUGUUCAGGCACUGCCAGGCCAACGCGGAACAUCUCGAAUCUGGGUUGAGACGACUUGGUGUUGUCACGAAGCGGAAUCCAGGGAGCAUCAUCACAGUUCUGGAAAGGCCACCUGCUUGGAUCAUUGAAGAGUUCUCGUUAAGACCUGAAGGGGGCUGGGUGCAUUUCAUCAUUAUGCCGCAUAUUUCGAGGGAGACGGUGGACCUUUUUAUUGAUCGCAUUGCUUCGGUGGACAGGCAGUGUCAUAUUGCAUUUUGCUAUGUUACGCCCUUGCUUAGUGCAGUCAUGGAAAGGUCAACGGGCUUGAGGCGGGUACAAUGUCAGCAGCCUAUGGCGACAAGGAUUGCGAGAAUACAUAAGUUUCUGAUAGUCGCAGAUAGGGGGGAGAUUGGAGCGACUAUAGAGGCAAGCCUCGGUAGCGCUUUAACGGUUGUCGUGGUCGAUGAACAGGACCAGCUGCAAGCGGUGUUCCUGGCUGAAUCGACUCGGGACAGGUCGGUCCGCUACGGGCCAAUACUACUUUCUUCCAAGUAUUGUCACUUGGAUAAUUUAAUACUUGACGUGGCUAGGCAACUUAUGGGAUUUAUGGCGAGGCACAUGGAUGCCAAACUCAGAACUGAUGAUAGGCGUGACAGGGUGUAUUGGUUCUAG
Molecule: messenger RNA, 3003 nt
Organism: Pseudomassariella vexata
Lineage: Eukaryota; Fungi; Ascomycota; Sordariomycetes; Amphisphaeriales; Pseudomassariaceae
Product: pyridoxal phosphate-dependent transferase
Exons: 2
Coding region: 1-3003 (1000 amino acids)
Source: RefSeq, a predicted model, not a curated record